GGGGGGGGGUGGAUUGAGCGCCGGCGGACCCCCGCCCUGGGCCGCUUCUCGCCCCCGCGAGUCUGCGUGAGAGAGAGGGAACGGGGGGGCACCCGGGGCUGAGCCGGGGGGCGUCUGGCCGCAGCCACCGGUUACCGCCCGGUUACCGCCGCGGCAGCGCGGCCGAGUCUGUCUGUGGGUCUGGGAGCUCCUGGCACUCCCUGGGGACAAUGGAUGGCUCGGAUAUUGGAGCACAGAGGGACAGAGUGGUGACCGAGGAGGAAUGGCUGCAAAAAUGGGAAAUGGGGAACAUCGGGUUUCACAAGGAGCAAGGACAUCCGCUCUUCCAGAAGUACCUGGAUGUUCUUUUAAAUGGCAGGAGUGGACUGAGGAUAUUUUUCCCACUUUGUGGUAAAGCGGUAGAGAUGAAAUGGCUGGUGGACAUGGGACACAACGUUGUUGGUGUGGAAGUCAGUGAGCAAGCGCUGAAGGAAUUUUUUUCAGACUAUGGACUGCCUUAUUGCGAGCAGCCAGUCCCAGAGAUUUCGGGAGCAAAAAAGCUGCAGAGUACCUGUGGUAACAUUUCUCUCUACUGCUGCAGUAUUUAUGACUUGUCCAGCUCAAUACUUGGCAAGUUUGAUGGGGUUUGGGAUAGAGGAGCUUUAGUAGCUGUGAAUCCAUGCGACAGACAACGCUAUGUCAGUUUGAUGAUCAGCCUAAUGGAGAAAAAUUCUUCUUACCUCCUUGUUACGGUUUCAUACGAUCCAAACAAACACAAAGGUCCACCAUUUUAUGUUCCUGAAUCUGAAAUUAAAAGCUUGUUUGGCAACCACUGUGAAAUUAAGUGUCUUGAAAAAGUCGAUGAUUUCUCAGACAGACACAGACAAUGGGGACUAGAUUAUUUUCUGGAGGUGCUGUAUGUAUUGAAGUUUGUAGCCUGAUUAAAAUUAAUUGAAAUAA
Molecule: messenger RNA, 939 nt
Organism: Falco peregrinus (peregrine falcon)
Lineage: Eukaryota; Metazoa; Chordata; Aves; Falconiformes; Falconidae
Gene: TPMT
Product: thiopurine S-methyltransferase
Exons: 9
Coding region: 210-920 (236 amino acids)
Molecular function (GO): thiopurine S-methyltransferase activity
Source: RefSeq, a predicted model, not a curated record